Aspergillus thermomutatus is the source of this 276-nucleotide messenger RNA. Its product is annotated as putative NADH-ubiquinone oxidoreductase 14 kDa subunit. NCBI's taxonomy places the organism in Eukaryota, Fungi, Ascomycota, Eurotiomycetes, Eurotiales, Aspergillaceae. The transcript has 2 exons. The record is from RefSeq and is a predicted model, not a curated record. Bases 1 to 276 code for a protein of 91 amino acids.
AUGGUUCACAAAGUCCUCUUCUGGGGCGGCUUCGGCAUUGCCGUCCGACUUUGGCAACUCGGUAUCGAGAUGCGUCCUAUUCUCGCCAAGGAGUCUCUCUGGGUGUACCCUCUGUUCGCCGGUGUCGGUGGAAGCUUCGGCUAUUGGCUACAGGGUGUUGAGGACAGGCAGCUCAAGAUUCUCGCACAACGACGGGAAGCAAUUCUGGAGAAGCGCCGGAGACGGGAUGAACGUGAGGGAACAUUGGAGGCAGGCGCUCUGGCUGCAGCAUCGUGA